AGCGCGGGCCGCCAGACUCGGGCAAACCCCGGCCGCGCAGGACGCCGCGCGCAGUCCCGCCCGGCCCUGCCCUGCCCUGCCCCGCGCGGGCGGCGCGAUGUAAGGCUCCCGAGGGCCCAAGCGUCCCCUGGCUCGCCAGCCCCGCGCAGCGCCGGCGCCAGCAUGCGCUAGGAACGGCCGCUGAUCGCGGUGGCGGAGUUCCCGCUGGCGGGUCCUACUGGUUCGGCCGGCCGUGGGGGCGCCCAACAGCCCGGAGCUCCCCGCCUGGGGUCCCCAGCUCUCAGGCCCGAGUCUCCGAAAGUGGGUGAGUGUCUGGAGCCGGAGAUAAAGGACACAUUGGAGGAGGAAGGAGCCAGACCGGGAGAGACCCCCGACUCCCGGCCGGGGAGCGCAUGCACGGAGCCAGUGUUCUCAUGGCCCCCAUUUCCCAGGGGCAGAAACUAAGGCUGGGAGAGCUGCAGUGAGCCAGCUGCCCCAAGCCCUACAGCAGGUGUGGUGCUGAUCGAACGGGAGGACCGGCGGCCAAGUCAUUUCCGUGUCUCCCGGACCAGCGCCUGGUAGACGACAGCGGCUCCGGGACGAGAUGGCGGCCAAGCAGCCCCCGCCUCUCAUGAAGAAGCACAGCCAGACGGACCUCGUGAGCCGCCUGAAGACCCGCAAGAUCCUCGGCGUGGGCGGGGAGGACGACGACGGGGAGGUGCACCGCUCCAAGAUCAGCCAGGUCUUGGGCAAUGAAAUCAAGUUUGCUGUUCGGGAGCCUCUGGGGCUGAGGGUCUGGCAGUUUGCUUCUGCUGUGCUCUUCUCCGGCAUCGCCAUCAUGGCCCUCGCCUUCCCUGACCAGCUCUAUGAUGCGGUCUUUGAUGGAGCCCAGGUGACCAGCAAGACCCCCAUCCGCCUCUAUGGCGGUGCCCUCCUCAGCAUCUCCCUGAUCAUGUGGAAUGCUCUCUACACGGCUGAGAAAGUGAUCAUCCGAUGGACUCUGCUCACCGAAGCCUGUUACUUUGGGGUCCAGUUCUUGGUGGUCAGUGCCACGCUCGCGGAGACCGGCCUCGCGUCCCUGGGGAUUCUGCUGCUCUUGGCCAGCCGCCUCCUUUUUGUCGUCAUCAGCGUUUACUACUACUACCAAGUGGGCCGAAAACCCAAGAAAGUCUAGCCACUUGCUGGGCCAGGGGCCCCUGUGUGGCGGGGAGGCCCCGGGGCCUCAGUUUCCCUCUGGCUGCUGGAAGGCAGGAAGGAGCCUGCCCUGUGCCGGGCCUGCCCCCAGGCAGGCGGGGCUGACCGCCUUCCUUUCCUCCCGAGCACCCCCAAAUGCUGUGAUCUCCUGGGCUUUCAGGUUUGGGGAGGGACGGGGCCUCUUGAACCUCUGGCCCUCGCCCCACACAGGAACGCCUCCUUUUCGUGGGUCUCUUGGCCUCCGGAUCCCCUGGACAGACACUCGCUGGAGAGCUUGAGUCGUGGGGUUUUGGGCUGAGAUGGGGCUCUCGCCCCUUCUGCCGGGAGGCCCUUCUCUGGUUUGAGACAGGCUGAGCACUGUCCCCCGGUCCUCCCUACACCCCCGGCCACUCUAGUGCCCAUGUGGCUGAACAUGGCUUCCGUGUAUGCCUGGAAAAAUCCAAGAAUUUGACCCCGUGCCCCUAUUCCUCCCCACCCAUGGGAGCUUCCCCCUGCCCCCUAACCCCACACGCCUGCCCUUCCCAUAGCUCAGCUGCGGGCGGACCGGCAGGGGUGGUGGUCUCUGAGCCGGUGCCUCCCUUUCAGCCUCCCUCUGCAGUAGGCCACCUGUCGCCAGAGCCCGGUCCCCAGCCCCAAGCCCGGCCACCACAGGCUCUCCUAGGGCCUUACUCUAGGCUGCCGUGCCUCCACCCGGCUCCCGGACGCCCCUAGGAGUCCCCUUCCCCCAACUGGCCUGGGUCCAGAGGCUGUCAGCAGCCUCACCGCCAGGCCGGCCCCGACAGUGGACGCAGAGAGAAGUGGAACCCCCGUGAUGGGGUUUGGAGGUGAAGAAGAGAGAAACGCAGUGGCGUUUCCUCGUCCCUUCGGUCUGCCCGGUUCAGUCCCCUCGCGCACCCUCGCCCUCUCCCCGGGGUGCUGCCCCCGAGACCUGGCGGGGUAGGACUGGGUGCCCUUCAAACUCAGCAGGGGAAAUAAAUAGAAAUAUUUCAGCA
Neofelis nebulosa (Clouded leopard) is the source of this 2165-nucleotide messenger RNA. RefSeq names its product tumor protein p53 inducible protein 11 (gene TP53I11). Lineage: Eukaryota; Metazoa; Chordata; Mammalia; Carnivora; Felidae. The transcript is spliced from 10 exons. The record is from RefSeq and is a predicted model, not a curated record. Bases 584 to 1153 code for a protein of 189 amino acids.